Messenger RNA from Brassica napus (rape), 687 nucleotides. RefSeq names its product nuclear transport factor 2B. Lineage: Eukaryota; Viridiplantae; Streptophyta; Magnoliopsida; Brassicales; Brassicaceae. Bases 127 to 498 code for a protein of 123 amino acids. Gene Ontology annotation, biological process: nucleocytoplasmic transport. Gene Ontology annotation, cellular component: nuclear pore central transport channel. The record is from RefSeq and is a predicted model, not a curated record. The transcript is spliced from 2 exons.
AUUGCGACGCAAAGUUUUAACAGGUCAGAUCUCUCCAUCUGAAUAUAAAACCCCUUUCUAAUUACUCGCUUCAUUCCUCGUCGUCUACCUCUCUCUCUCUCUCUCUUUCUCUCUCUAGCGGCGCAGAUGGAUCCCGAUGCAGUGGCGAAGGCCUUCGUCGAACACUACUACUCAACCUUCGACACUAACCGUGCCGGUCUAGCGGGUCUCUACCAGGAGGCUUCCAUGCUCACUUUCGAGGGUCAGAAGAUCCAAGGAGUCCAGAGCAUCGUCGCCAAGCUCACAUCUCUCCCCUUCCAGCAGUGCAAGCACAAUAUCUCCACUGUCGAUUGCCAGCCUUCUGGUCCCGCCUCCGGUAUGCUCGUUUUCGUCUCCGGUAACCUCCAGCUCGCCGGCGAGGAGCACGCCCUCAAGUUCAGCCAGAUGUUUCACUUGAUGCCGACACCACAAGGAAGCUUUUACGUGUUCAAUGAUAUUUUCAGGCUCAACUACUCCUGAACACCCAUCAGAUUCUUGCAUUCCUAUACUACUAUUUGAGCAAUCCUUUUAUCAUUUCCCGCUUGUCUUUCUUUCUUUUUUCUUUAUUCAUAUAUGAUUUGUCUCUUGUAUUUGAUUUGGAUUGUUUGCUCAUUUGUCAUUUACAAUCUAUUGACUUGAUCAGAUAAUUUGAAAUGGCUUCCAAUGUCA